Messenger RNA from Aspergillus oryzae RIB40, 408 nucleotides. RefSeq lists its product as uncharacterized. The record is from RefSeq and is a predicted model, not a curated record. Bases 1 to 408 code for a protein of 135 amino acids. The transcript has a single exon. Lineage: Eukaryota; Fungi; Ascomycota; Eurotiomycetes; Eurotiales; Aspergillaceae.
AUGCCCGCCAGAAUACCGCCACGACUGGUCAUACCAACCUAUCUGAAACCGCCGAAUGAUUACAACAUCGCUCUGCACGCUACCUUGAAUAUGUCUUCUAUAUCCGCCCUUCAAGCUCGUCUAAAAGAGCUCUCGACUUCUUUAGCACAGAUUCACCCUCUCGUGUCGCGAUUGCGGAACUUUACGACUGCCGUCGGGCAAGGCGAUGAAGCUCGGUUGGAAUUGGGAGCGGAGAUCCAUAGUCUGCUGAAAGAGGCAGAGAUACAAUUGGAGGUCUUGAGGGUUGAUGUCGAAGCAUUAGAAACUGCCACGGAAGGCAGACGAAAAGGAGUGGACAAUGAGAAGGAGUUAGAACGGGAACGGGUUGUUGCGUUGGCAGGGAGACUAGCGGAAGACUUGAAAAAGUGA